Molecule: messenger RNA, 1164 nt
Organism: Dichomitus squalens LYAD-421 SS1
Lineage: Eukaryota; Fungi; Basidiomycota; Agaricomycetes; Polyporales; Polyporaceae
Product: PR-1-like protein
Exons: 6
Coding region: 1-1164 (387 amino acids)
Source: RefSeq, a predicted model, not a curated record
AUGAACCGCCUGGCGUACUUCCUGCUUUCCCUUCCCCUUCUCUUCACCCUUCUCGGUGGCGUCCAAGCUGGACCCGCCUGCGCUCGCCGCAGCCAGGGCUCCGAUUCGUGCAUCAAAGCCUGUGCAGACAAGUGGGGAUGGCCUGGUUACGCUAUGGGCACCGAUCGCUGGGGUUCCGUUCUGACCAAGACUGCCUCCUCCACGGAGGCCCUCACUGCUGCUGUCACCAAGGCUUGCCGCGUUCGCCCAUCUAGUUCUGCUAACUCGUCCUCUGUUGCCGCCACCUCCACUGAGGUAUUGGCGCAACCUACGGGUGUCCCCGUCAACGCUCAGGGCUCUGCUUCCGUUUCUUCUGUUAUCUCGGUCUCGAGUGUGGUCAGCUCGUCUCUCAACGUCAGCAUAUCAACUAGCACCAAGGCCUCCUCCACCAUCUCGAAGCCCGCCGCUUUCACCGCCUCCUCUGCUAAGCCGUUGACUCUCUCCUCCUUCGCGGCGCCGUCCCCAAGCACGCACUCUACGACCUCCGUCGAGCCAACCACCACUCACACCACCCCGCACACUACUAGCACUCCUCGCACUACCAGCACUCCCCCAGCGCCCGAGCCGACUGUUGUGAAGACGACAUCGAGCUCGAAGGCCCCGCAGCCGACAACCUCCGCCAACUCUGGCAGCAACAGCAGUGGCAACGGCAACGGCAACAGCGGCAGCACCAGCAGCGGUGAUGGCGCCACUUCUCAGAGUGACAUCAACGCGUAUCUCACUGCGCACAACUCGAUCCGGGCACAGCACGGCGCUGCGCCUUUGACCUGGAGCGACUCGCUUGCUGCCGCCGCCCAGACCUGGGCGAACAAGUGUGUCUUCAAGCACUCCGGUGGAACCCUUGGUCCCUUCGGAGAGAACCUGGCCGCCGGUACUGGUAGCUCGUACGACAUCGCCGCAGCUGUCAAGUCCUGGACCGAUGAAGUUUCCGAGUACGACCCCAACAACCCGGUGCCCUCCCACUUCACCCAGGUCGUGUGGAAGGGCAGCACUCAGGUUGGUUGCGCCGUUCAGGAAUGCUCUGGCAUCUUUGCUGCCAGCUUUGGCCUUGCCAAGUUCUUCGUGUGCGAGUACUCCCCCCAGGGCAAUAUCAUCGGUGAAUUCCCGCAAAACGUACAAGUCUGA